Molecule: messenger RNA, 2551 nt
Organism: Jaculus jaculus (lesser Egyptian jerboa)
Lineage: Eukaryota; Metazoa; Chordata; Mammalia; Rodentia; Dipodidae
Gene: Cxxc1
Product: CXXC finger protein 1
Exons: 15
Coding region: 269-2278 (669 amino acids)
Biological process (GO): positive regulation of DNA-templated transcription
Cellular component (GO): Set1C/COMPASS complex
Molecular function (GO): DNA binding; zinc ion binding
Source: RefSeq, a predicted model, not a curated record
GGAACUUAUGGUCUAGGCUACCAUACGGACUCGAUAGUCAAGAUGGCGGCGCCUGAGGGACUUGUGAGACUCUAGGUGGGCGACCUAUUUGUUUGCUGCUGAGCCGCUGCACUGGGCAUGCGAAAUAGGAGUACGGUGUCCGGGAGGCGCGGCUAGUAGCGGAAGUAGUUGUGGGAGCCUUUGCAACCGCCUCAGACACUGUCUGAGGUUUGUGUCGGUCCGCGGGUCGCUGGCUGUAGUCAAGAGGGGGUGCGCGUUGAACGGAGAUAUGGAAGGAGAUGGUUCAGAUCCAGAGCCUCCAGAUGCUGGAGAGGACAGCAAGUCGGAGAAUGGAGAGAAUGCACCCAUCUACUGCAUCUGCCGCAAGCCAGACAUCAAUUGCUUCAUGAUUGGGUGUGACAACUGCAAUGAGUGGUUCCAUGGGGACUGUAUCCGGAUCACUGAGAAGAUGGCCAAGGCCAUCCGGGAGUGGUACUGUCGGGAGUGCCGAGAGAAGGACCCAAAGUUGGAGAUUCGCUAUCGGCACAAAAAGUCCCGGGAGCGGGAUGGCAGUGAGCGGGACAGCAGUGAGCCCCGGGAUGAGGGUGGAGGGCGCAAGAGGCCUGUCUCAGAUCCAGAACUGCAGCGCCGGGCAGGGUCAGGGACAGGGGUUGGGGCCAUGCUUGCUCGGGGCUCUGCUUCGCCCCACAAAUCCUCUCCACAGCCCAUGGUGGCCACACCCAGCCAGCAUCACCAUCACCACCACCAACAGCAGCAGCAGCAGCAGCAGCAGCAGCAGCAACAACAACAAAUCAAAAGGUCAGCCCGCAUGUGUGGUGAGUGCGAGGCAUGCCGGCGCACUGAGGAUUGUGGCCACUGUGACUUCUGCCGGGACAUGAAGAAGUUUGGUGGCCCCAACAAGAUCAGGCAGAAGUGCCGACUGCGCCAGUGUCAGCUGCGGGCUCGGGAAUCGUACAAGUACUUCCCUUCCUCGCUCUCGCCGGUGACACCCUCAGAGGCCCUGCCAAGGCCCCGCCGGCCACCACCCACUCAACAGCAGUCACAGCCAUCCCAGAAGCUGGGGCGCAUCCGUGAAGAUGAGGGGACAGUGGUGUCAUCGGUGGUUAAAGAGCCACCUGAGGCUACAGCAACACCUGAGCCACUUUCGGAUGAAGACUUAGCACUGGACCCUGACCUGUACCAGGACUUCUGUGCAGGGGCCUUUGAUGACCAUGGUCUGCCCUGGAUGAGUGACACCGAAGAGUCUCCCUUCCUGGACCCCGCACUGCGGAAGAGGGCAGUUAAAGUGAAACAUGUGAAGCGUCGAGAGAAGAAGUCUGAGAAGAAGAAGGAGGAGAGAUACAAACGGCAUCGGCAGAAACAAAAACAUAAGGACAAAUGGAAACAUCCAGAAAGAGCUGAUGCCAAAGACCCUGCAUCACUACCACAGUGCCUGGGGCCUGGCUGUGUGCGGGCUGCCCAGCCUAACUCCAAGUAUUGCUCAGAUGACUGUGGCAUGAAGUUGGCAGCUAACCGCAUCUAUGAGAUCCUCCCCCAGCGCAUCCAGCAGUGGCAGCAAAGCCCCUGCAUUGCUGAAGAACAUGGCAAGAAGCUACUUGAACGCAUUCGCCGUGAGCAGCAGAGUGCCCGCACCCGCCUCCAGGAAAUGGAGCGCAGAUUCCAUGAACUUGAGGCCAUCAUUCUGCGUGCCAAGCAGCAGGCUGUGCGCGAGGAUGAGGAGAACAAUGAGAAUGACAGUGACGACACAGAUCUGCAGAUCUUCUGUGUCUCUUGUGGGCACCCUAUCAAUCCACGUGUUGCCUUGCGCCACAUGGAGCGCUGCUAUGCCAAGUAUGAGAGCCAGACAUCCUUUGGGUCCAUGUACCCCACACGCAUUGAAGGGGCUACGCGACUCUUCUGUGAUGUCUACAAUCCCCAGAGCAAAACAUACUGCAAGCGGCUCCAGGUGCUGUGUCCUGAGCACUCAAGGGACCCCAAAGUGCCAGCUGAUGAGGUAUGUGGAUGCCCACUUGUACGAGAUGUCUUUGAGCUCACAGGUGACUUCUGCCGCCUGCCCAAGCGCCAGUGCAAUCGCCAUUACUGCUGGGAGAAGCUGCGGCGCGCAGAAGUGGAUCUGGAGCGGGUCCGGGUGUGGUACAAACUGGACGAGCUGUUUGAGCAGGAGCGCAAUGUCCGCACAGCCAUGACAAACCGGGCAGGAUUACUGGCCCUGAUGUUGCAUCAGACGAUCCAGCAUGACCCACUCACUACUGACUUGCGCUCCAGUGCUGACCGCUGAGCUUCACCAGCCCAGAUCCCCUCCUGCAUUCCAGUUAGGGGAGCGGCCAUAAAUCCACCAGUUGUCCGUUCCUCCAUCUGUUUCUUCCGCUGGCCCUGAGUUUUCACCCUGUGCCCAUCUACCUUUUGUCUGCCCAUCUGCCCUUACCAAAGGGUCUUUGUAUCUCCCUCUUUCCAUCCUCUGUGCCUGGGUGAGGCUGUUUACUCACUCUUGCCUAACCACCCUCCACCGGGUUUUGUUAAUAAAAAAGUUUUGAAAAACCAAGGAAGAUAA